Molecule: messenger RNA, 13013 nt
Organism: Dermochelys coriacea (leatherback sea turtle)
Lineage: Eukaryota; Metazoa; Chordata; Testudines; Dermochelyidae
Gene: AHDC1
Product: AT-hook DNA binding motif containing 1
Exons: 6
Coding region: 159-5507 (1782 amino acids)
Source: RefSeq, a predicted model, not a curated record
GCGCGCGCGCGCGCGCGGCGGGGCUCCGCGCCUCCCCCGCCCCGCUCGGGCUCGGCGGGGACUACAAUCCCCGGCAUGCCCCGCGGGAGCGCUCCCUGGGGUUCCGGCUCGGCUCCGGCGGCUGACAGGCGAAGGUGGCCGGUGGUGCUGAGGGCUCCAUGAAUCUCUCUGGCAGCAAAGACUCAGCCCCCGUGGAAGAGAAAAACCUGCCCCGGCGGGCGGCUUCGGAAGGGCUGGGUGCCCCGCAGCCGGCUGAUGGGAGCUCCCUCGCCUGCCAGCCCAUCGGCCUGGAAAACGGAGCCAGCCCGCCAGCCGAGUGGUUCCAGCGCGCCCAGGGCUCCGGGCUGCGCCAGCCUGACAGCGAGGCGGACGGCGGCGAGAGGAACUUCAAAGUGAAUCUGCACUGCAAGCACUCGCGGCCAAGAGAGCUCAAGUGUAACAGCCGGAGCAGCAAGGCUGAGGGUCCAUGCAUCAGCUUCUCCGACACCCAUGUCAGCAACUGUUCCACCAAGAGGCACCCAGGAGAGGAGGAGUUCAGGAUGCGCGUGAAGCCCCCAGGCCCAGUGGUGACAUCUGGUGCCAUCCGCAGCUCACCUGACUACGUCCGCGAGCCCAAGUUCUACCAGGCAGGGCAUCCUGGGCAGAGGCCAGCAGCGUGCCCGGCAGAGAAGGCCUUAUCCUGCAGCGUGCUGAGCUUCCCUGAGGGUUCCUGCCCGGCGCUGGGCCGGGAGCACCAGUCCGGCUCGCUGCUCCAUGGGGACCCGGCCGACAGGUGCCAGAGCCUCCACGCCCUUGGUCCCAUCAAGGGAGAGGACUUCUCCUCGACCAACGUUUUGGGCUGUGCCAGUGACCCCCGGAUCCUGGUGGGGGGCCUGGAUGAGACAGCCACCCACGACCGCGCCCCCAAGACCUUCUCGAAUGCGACGUUGGCUUCCGGCCGCUGCAACGUCGACAACAUCGUCUCGCUGCUGAAGAGCAAGUGUGGCAACGGGAGAAUCAACCUCCACCCGGUGGUGCAGCUGAUCGACAUCAUGAAGGACCUCAACCGGCUCUCCGAGGACCUGAAGAACAGUGGCGUCCACCUGGACUGCGGCAACCUGCGGCUUAACAGCCACCCGGCCCCCAGUGAGGAGAGCCGGACGCCGGCCAGCACCGGGGACCGAGAUCUCCAGUACAGCUUCUUCUCCUCAGCCACGCUGGCCAACAGCAUUCGCAGCCCGGAGGAGAGGGUGGCACAGUGCAACGCCAAACCCGAGCCACUCAGGCAGACUCACCCGGCCCCCUCUGAGGAGGAGAUGGAGGGAGGCAGAGAAAGUCCCCAGCCGCCAGGAUGCCAGAGCAACACUGCCCCGGCCUCGAAGCCACCUGGCAACCCAGACGAAGCCAGCUGCUCCGAGCCAGACACCACGGAUUACUCUGAGCUGGCUGAUGCAGAUAUACUGAGUGAACUGGCCUCUCUGGGCUGCCCAGGGGCCCAGUUGCUGGAGUCUCAGUCUCUGGAGCCCCAGCCCCAGUUGCUGUCGGCCCAGGAGCUCGAUUCCCAGUCCCAGUUACUAGAUUCUCAGUCUCUUGAGUCCCAGCCUCGGCUACUAGAUGCCCAGACUCUGGAUCCCCUGCCCGAGUCCUUGGAGCUGCAGAGUCUAGAGCCGCUGCCAGAGUCGCUGGGGCUCCAGUCUCUAGAGCCCUUGUCCGAGUCUCUGGAGCUCCAAUCUCUAGAGCCCUUGUCGGAGUCUCUGGAGCUCCAGUCCCUGGAGCCCCUGUCUGAGCCUCUGGGACUCCAGGCCCUGGAUACUCUGCCCGAAUCACUGGACCCCCAGCUCUUAGACUCCCAAGCCCAGCUGCUAGAUCCCGAGGCCCAGUUACUGGACCCUCCAUCUCUAGGGCCCCUGCCCAAGUUGCUGGAGCCACAGCCCCAGCUCAUGGCAGCCGAGCCCCUAGGGUCCCAUCCGCUCCAGCCUCACCUCAGUAGCUGCCAGCUGGGGGAGGUGAUGAAGCGGGGCUCCUGCGCGGGGCGGGGCGCGGGGCGGGGCGGGGACGACCACCGGAAAUAUGCGCUGCGCAGAACAGACAAACCAAAGAUGCUCGGGCGGCGGCGGCGGGCGGGGCGGGGUCGGCGGGUGGAGGUCUCUGCCGAGAGCCGAGUCCUUCCCCUGGCCGUGCCAGCGGAGCUAGCCCCGGGGCCGCCCGAGCCCAGCGUGUCCAUCCUGCUGGCGGCUCCCACCCCGGAGGCCGAUGACGUCCAGAAGGCUGCCCUGCAGGCCAAGAAGGGCAAAUGCCGCGGGGUGCGCAAGAUGGUGGUGAAGAUGGCCAAGAUCCCCGUCUCCUUGGGGAGGAGGAACAAGACCACCUACAAGGUCUCCUCCCUCAGCAGCAACCUGAGUGUGGAGGGCAAGGAGCUGACGGCCCGCACGUCCAUGGAGCCCACCCCGCUGCUGAAGAUGAAGAACAAUGGCCGCAAUGUGGUGGUGGUCUUCCCUCCUGGGGAGAUGCCCAUCAUCCUGAAGCGCAAACGGGGGCGGCCCCCCAAAAACCUGCUGCUGGGGCCGGGCAAGCCCAAGGAGCCCACCCCGGAGGUGAAGAAGAGGAGGAGGAGGAAGCAGAAGCUGGCCUCGCCCCAGCCCUCCUACAUUGCCGACACCAACGACAGCAAGGCAGACUACUCGGAUGUGCUGGCCAAGCUGGCCUUCCUGAACCGGCAGAGCCAAUGCUCAGGGCGCUGCUCCCCACCACGCUGCUGGACCCCCAGUGAGCCCGAGUCCAUCCACCAGGCCCCUGACACACAGAGCAUCUCCCACUUCCUGCACAGGGUACAGGGCUUCCGCCGGCGUGGGGGCAAGGCGGGGGGCUUUGGCGGCCGGGGAGGGGGCCAUGCCGCCCGCUCGUCCCGCUGUUCCUUCAGCGACUUCUUCGAGGGCAUCGGGAAGAAGAAGAAGGCCCCCACGGCCAUGCACGCUGACCCCGUCCACCCGCGCAAGAGGGGCCGGCCAGAGCCGGAUCCCUUGGGGAAGCCCAAGAGGAAGAGGCGAGCCCGCAAGAAUGGGGUGCUCUUUCCAGAGCAGAACCCCAGCCAGAACUUCAGUGACAGCACCUCGGAGUGGGCCGGGGACAAGGGGAGCCCGUGGGCGCCCCACCACAGCCACCUCUCCAGCCAGACUAGCAGGAACUGCAGCUACCAAGGUGCAGAGUCGCGGGCGUUCCCCUCCUCGGCGCUGGAGUCCAGCUCUUCCAGCCGGGCCGGCUUCUUCACCGGGAGCAACCCAUCCUCCCAGACAGAGGUCAACCAGGAGAGACACAACCUCUUCACCGGCUACUUCCGCUCCCUGCUGGACUCGGACGACUCCUCAGACCUGCUGGACUUUGCCCUCUCGGCCUCGCGGUCCGAGUCACGGAAGUCCUCUGCCACCUACACAGCCCCGCCCAACGCCAUGCCCAGCCAGCGGGGCCUGGCCUCCUACCCAGGCAGAAGCGCCAAAAUCACACCCGCUGCUGCCACCACCACUGAGGCUCCUUUCCACGCGGUCAUGCCAAGCCGGCAGUCCUUCUCCCACAGCCGGGCAGCCGGCUACGGGGUCUCCCAGGCCACCUCAGAUUGCCGCGGGGCCGACGCCUUCCAGAAACUGGUGCCGCCCUCAGCCGUCUCCAGGUCGCCCACCGCUCACCCCACCGCCACCGCCAGCUACGCCCAAUACGGCAGCUACGGCUCGGGGCAGAGUGUGACGGCCUCCAGCAUGUUCCAGCCGGGAAAGCAGUACCCCGCUGCCCAAGACUGUCCCAACAACAAGGACUGCAGCUUCGCCUACGGCAGUGGGAACAGCCUCCCUUCGUCCCCCAGCAGCGCCCACAGCGCCGGCUACGCCCAGCAGACGGUGGGGCCCAGCUUGCCACUCAGCAAGGCCUCCUUCUUCACCAGCUCUGAGCCGGGCCAGUUCUCCGGCUCCUCACACACGCCCCUAAGGUGCGACAGCCGGGCCAGCACCGUGUCCCCCGGCGGCUACAUGGUCCCCAAAGGUUCGGCUUCUUUCCAGCCCUCGUCCGAGAACUGCCGACAGUUCCCCAGCGCUGCCCAGUGGACUUUCCGACAAGGCUACGGUGGGCUGGACUGGAGCUCCGAGGCCUUCAGCCAGCUCUAUAACCCAGGCUUCGAGUGCCACAUCAACGAACCCAACGUCAUCCUGGACAUCUCCAACUACACCCCCCAGAAGGCCAAGCAGCAGACGGUCUCGGAGACCUUCUCUGAGUCCUCCUCCGACAGCACCCAGUUCAACCAACCAGCUGGGUACAGGCGGGCCAACAGCGAGGCCUCGUCCAGCGAAGGCCAGUCCAGCCUGUCCAGCUUGGAGAAGCUCAUGAUGGACUGGAACGAGGCCUCCUCGGCUCCGGGUUACAACUGGAACCAGAGUGUCCUGUUCCAAAGCAGCUCCAAGCCCGGGCGGGGAAGGCGGAAGAAGGUGGAUAUGUUUGACACCUCCCAUCUGAACUUCUCCUCCUCUUCCUCCUCCUCCUCAGUGUAUCCGUCCAAGAGGAGCACGGGGCCCAGGCAACCACGGGGCUCCCGAGGGGCCUGCGCCUCCAAGAAGGAGCGGGGCACGGGGAAGGCCAAGUUCCCCACCAAAGCCCAGCAGGUCAACGCGCUGUUUCAAGAGAGCACGGAUUUGGGGCUGGAUUAUUACAGCGGCGACAGCAGCAUGUCCCCGCUCCCCUCCCAGUCCCGGGGCUUCGGGCUCAGCGAGCGAGAGCCGGGCGACUACGCUGGGCCCUACUCCAUGAACCCCUCUACCCCUUCCGACGGGACCUUCGUCCAAGGCUUUCAGAGCGAUUCCCCCGGCCUGGGCCAGACGGACUUGGAGAGCAAACAUUUCCCCGCCCUGCCACACCAGCUGGCUGCCCCGGCCCAGCAGACUGUGUUCGAGGCCAGCUUGCAGAAAGCCUUCUCGCCCAACUGCUCCCCGACCCUGGCCUUCAAGGAGGACCUGCGGCCGAGCGACAUCCGCAAGCUGCCGGCCUGCGAAUCACUCAAGCACAGCAUGCCGGGGAGCGGCCUGCCCCACCCCGCGCACAUGGCCUGCCGAGACCUCCCCAUGCCUCAGCCCCUCUACGACUCCCCCAGCUGCAAAAACCCCAGCUACUGGUACUCACCCAACUCCAGCACCAGGAGCCCCCCCUACGACAACAAAGCCGGGGCCGGCCUGCUGGUGGACUUCAUGGGGAGGGCUGAUGCCUCCUGCCUCAACCCCCACCUGAGCAACACCAACACCUCCAAGGGUGAGAAGGAGCCCCUCGAGAUGGCCAGGGCUCACCACCGGGGGGCAUACGCUUGCCCCUUGAUGAAUGACUUGAAUAUCUCCCCAGUACCGAGAGACUCUAUGCUGCAGCUGCAGGACAACUACAGGUACCCGAGCUUCCCGCCCCAAGGGCAUCCGAUCAUGGCCGCGGCCCAGAAGAGCGGGUUUUUGGGUCCAAUGGUAGAGCAACACCCCGAGGACACUUUUACAGUCACCUCAUUGUAGUGUCAUCUAAAGUGCCAACCGGACAACGAGGUUUUGUUACAGGAGCUAAUUUAGCCAGCACUUUUUCUGGAACACUUUUCAAGUUCUGUAUUUAACUGAGAUCGAGAACUGUUUGUUUGUUUGCUUUUCUAAAAAAAAGAGAAAAAAGAAAAAAAAAGAAAAAGAAAGCGGAGAAGAGGAAGAGGGAAGCCCCCUGUUUUUUUAACAAUAAGAACUCGCUCCGUCUCUGAACAACGUGGCUGUGAUUUUUGGACCAAGCCGUGUUGUCGUGUCCGUCCCCCCCUCCCUCCCCGCUCACACCUCCUGCUCCACAGCCUCUAGCAGAAAGACAAUCGGACAGCAGCCGCCUCCUUCCCGCCCCCGCCUGCAUGCGUGUGAGCUGACAGAGGGAAGGCAGCGGAACACAACUCGGGACAGCGACGGGAGGGGCUUGGGGGGGGGGGCUGGGAUUUUUUGUUGGUUGGUUUGAUUGGUUUUUCUACAAAAAUAAAUGAGAUCUGUGAACUCGAACGAAAAACUCACAGAUGCCGACCGAGGACUUGGCUACGUCCCCUCUUCCGCCACGUUUGCUGUUUUGGAGGGUUUCUUUUAUUUUUUGUUCCCCAGUGUGUUUGUUUUUGGGGGUAUUUUUGUUGCUUGAUUUUUUUUUUUUUUUUUUUUUUUGGAGAGCCAAAUAUAUAUAUAUAUAUAUAUAUAUAUAUAUAUAUAUAUAUAUAUAAAAAACUCCACCAGUGGAUCUUGGAGACACACCUAUUGCCUGGUAAGUAACUGAGCAGGAUCUCCCCUCCCCCUGCUAUGUCUUUUCUGCUCCCCAGACCCGCUUCCGGGAGCUGGUGUGUGUGUGUGUGUGUGUGUGUGUGUGUGUGUGUGUGUGUGUGUGUGUGUUAGGGGUCAUCCCUCUCCCCUGUUGAUUCUUGGGGGGCUGGAGUCAGCCGCUCUGUGCCGUUAUCAGAGCCGGCUCAGGUUGGUGAUUGCUGCGGAGGGCUGAAUUGAUGGGAGAGCUAACUGUGGGUGGGAAGGGGAAGGCCUCUGUGUCCCGCAGCCAGUGUGGACCGGGGAAGGCUGUUGGUUGAGUUACUCUGUGCGUUUUGUAGCGGAAGAAUAAAGCUGUGCCCUGGAGGAAGGGCCCCCUCAGACUGUGGCGUGGCGUUAGUCCUUCCUGGGCUGGGGGACAAGCCAGACACCCCGUGGGGCAGCAGAGGGGGUCCCAGCACCAUGGCCUGCCGAGAUCAGUAGACAGGCUCCUGGGGUUUGGCUGAACCCCAGUGUAGCUCGUGGGCGGUGAGGAAGGGACGCUCCACAGUGCAGUGAGGACGCUGCCACCCUCGCGCUCCCAACAUCUGUUUGUGUCUCACCCACGGAACUAGGAGCUAGAUUCUCCCCUUGCUCCCACUUGUGAGCGUCACGGCAGCUGGGCCAGGUCUGGCCCAGCAUGUCUGAGAUCGGAUCUGAGCUGCCCUGCAUUCCCCUCUCUCUGCUCUUCCCCAUUACACGGUCUCCUUCCCCCUAGCUCUCCUCUUCCAUCACCCCCUCCCGGAUAGUGCCCCCUCAGUCGCCAUAGGGCUGAUGAGAUGGAAGAUCCUCGCACACCUGCAGGCACCCGGAUUUCAGCGUGGCCUGAGUGGGCCAUGAUCUGCACUUACCAUCCCUGUUUGGGGAGGUUGUUGAUGCUCGGGGAGCAGCCUUUGCCCCCAGCAGGACACGUGAAAUGUUCCCCGUCCCUGUUCAUGGUGAGGCUGGUAGAAGCACGGACGCGUGCGUCUCUAGGCACGGACUUAAAGGGCUGGGUUCGGGCCCCCUCGCCCUCUGUGCAGGGGUAAGGUGAGAGGGGGCAAGGAGCCCUUUCCUUUCAACUUCACCCCAUGCAGCGGGCAGUAAUCACCCCGGAUCUUACACUCCCGGGGAGAAUUGGGAAAAAGGGGGGCUUACAGCUGCUGGCCCAGUGCAAGGUUAACAACAUUCUCCCUGUGAUGCUGUCCUGGGGGUGGAGUUUGAGGGGAGGUGGAUCUGUGAAGUGGGGCUGGAAGACCCGGGGGUACCGUCCGUGCUGAUGGGAGGGCAGGCGACUCUCACCGGGGCCAUAAACUGGUCACUCUGGGGCUGUAGGAGGGAUUCUCCCCCGUCACCCGUACUUGGCCAGGUGCCCUGUGGGUCUGGGUGCUGGGAGGACUAUCUGAAGCAUCAGUCACUGACCGCUGCUGUCGGUGGAUCCUGGCUUCCGAGGCCUCCGUUCGCAUUGCCUGUUCAGUGAAGGAGGCUGCUGGGUUGGGGAUUUGUGCCUAAAUCAGGGGUCAAUAGGAAGGGCCGUAACACGCUGUCCCCAUGCCUCCUGGGCUCUUCAGCUCAGCCUGCGUUUGACUGGCAGCCGCCUAUUGCAGGGACCACCCAUGUCACUGGGCUUGCAUCUCCACUCACCUUCCCAUGGCCCUGCACUGAUUUCAGCGGCGUCGCUCCUGAUUUACACCCAUCUCUGCGUCCCAUCCAGCUCCCACUGCCGUCAACUGGAGUCUUGGCGUUGGCUCCUUUGGGAGCCGGAUCAGGUUGCCGGGGAGAGGAGAAUCAGGGCCGUGGAGAAACGGUUCUGCUUCACCCCCUCGGCAGGCUGCCCCCGCUAGGCAAAGGGGCAGUCGGCAGCUCCGUGUGGCUGGAGUUGCUGCCUGUAGAACUUUGUGUGAAAAAUGGGGCACUUGCAGGUUUUGGGGGGUGCAUGCCUGAUUGUGUGUGCACAUGCAUGUUGGUGUGGGGGGGAGAGACACACGUUAGUUAGGGCGGGUGUCUGUAUUUGCACAUCCGUGUGUGCACAUGCGUGUCUGUGUGCACACAUGGUUAUGGGAGGGGGGCAUGUCUGAAUGCCUGUCUGUGUGUAGAACCUGGUUUCUUUGCCUUGUCUUCAGAUCAGUGCUUCUCAACCUUUUCUGUACUGGGAGCCUCUCUGGCUAGGAGCUGGCCACAAGCCCUUCCUAGCUAGCAGUAUAGGAAGGGGAGGCUGGCUGCCAACCCAUGACCCCUGUCCGUGCCCCCCAGGGUAAGAACCCAUGACUUGGAUCCUCUGUCAAAGCCCACUGCCUUGGGUUCCCUACGUUCAACAACUCAUCCAUAUAAUGGUCCUCACGCAAGGGCUGAUGGAUCCUUCCAGGUGUGUGCAACAGACACAGCACGAAUCCACUUCAUCCCACCCCUCCAUUUCCAUCUCCACCUGGGAAGCCACUGGCUGUUCCCUGCCCCUGCCCAUGGGACCCCGGAGCCUUGCAGAAGGAAUUCCCCUGGGUCCUGAGUCCCAGCCCUUCGUCAGGAUGCAGCUAGAGCUCUCAGUGGCUAGGUAAUGUGGUGCUAAUUGCGUGCCAGGUUUGUUUCUCACUUGUUCAGUUUCAGUAAGGGGCUCUCCUUUGACAAUGGAUCCAUGUUGAAUUAACAGACCAGAACUGCCUUAAGAGAGGCACAUUCAAGGCUCAGGUGAGGCCUUUCACCAGCAGUGAGGAUUAAAUUUUUGAUUAUUUUUUUUAACUCCUUUUCAGCGAAGGGCCCUGAGGGCCUGGUUUUCAGACAAGCUCAGCUUCUCUGAAGGCACUUAAUGAAAUGGGUCAACUUCCAGCAGUGUUCAGCACCCACUGAGAAUCCCCCACCUGCCCCUCUGAGAACGAUGGGGAGUUCCCCACACACACACACACCAUUGAGAACGAUGGGGAGUUCCAUGCACACACGUACACCCCACUGAGAGCAAUGGGGAGCCCCACACACACACACACCCCACUGAGGAUGGUGGGAGCUGCUGGGCACUGAGCUGUUGUUAUUACAGUCACACCUAGAGGCCCCAGCUGAUCCAGGCCCCGUUGUGCUAGGCACUGUACAUUCCCCCAGUGAGAGAUGGGCCAAGCCUCAAAGCACUCACAAUCUCAAUAGACAUGGUAGACAAGGGAGGGGGUGGGACAGAGGAGACGUGAUGUGCCCAAGGCAGAGCAGAGCCUAGAAUCCAGGUUCUCCCGACUCCCAGCCCAGUGCCUUGUCCUCUAGCCAGUGCUGCCUCCCCGGCUGCUGUGAAAAUCCCCUGGACCUCCAGCCUCUCAUGCCCAUGGGCUGAUCCUGCAAGACGCUGAGUGCCUCUGAGAAAUCCCCAAGGCCUCUCCAGGGCGGGACGGAGGCAGCGUUCCCCUUGCCCAGGCAGGAGCCCUCCGUCUCUGGGGCUGGAGGAGUCGAAGCUCUGGGGCCUGGCUCUGGGGCCAGGCUGUGGGGCCUGUGGGAGAGUGACAGCCAGGCCUGCAGUGCUGUCACCAUCUCCAGCUCCCGGAGGGUGGGCACCUCCUCACCACUGUGCCCCUGUUUCCAAGCCAGCCCUUUCCAGGGGAGGAGGAAUGAAUCGAAAAGGAGACUGAUCCUGGGGCAGGGGUCCAAAGGAGCAGCGCAGAGGGAGGGGUUUCUGCAGGGCGGGGGGCUCUCUGCGUGUUCAGGGGGGCGCUUCAGGCAGCGGGGUAACCCUCAAGCUAAUGCCCCAUCCUGCGGAGCAAACUCCCGCUGCUCCCAUACCCACCAGCCCCUGUGUGGGCGCCACUCGGCAGAGCUCCCCUGGGGGCGCUGGAGUCCUCCGGAGCCGGGGGAGCUGCGCGGAGUGACUCCAGCAGAGGAUCCGGCCCUGCGGGGCCUGCUGCUGGGAGGACCUCUCCGCGGCAAGCCGAGCCCAGUUCAGCUCCAUAUCUAUGACAACUGGUCUUGGCUCAGGCCUGAGCUCUCCUUGUUCUUCCCGGUCCUCGGCAGCCUAGUGGGCUCCAGAGGCUGACCCAAGGGGCUACACCGGCGCAUUCCUCCACGUUCUCGUGCCUCCAGAUCCUCCUGCUCGCUGGUCUCUGCUGCCCUCCAAAGCUGGGCCCUCUAGGCUCACUGGCAGCUGAUGUCAGUGGAGUCACUCUGGUUUUACAUCAGUGUAACCCAGAGCAGAACCUGGCCCUUGGAGCGUUUCUUGUAGCAGUUAACACAAUGGAUGUAGUGCAGGCCUGGUUCCUACAUGGGGCCCCCUACUCUGCUGUGGGUGGCCAAGCAGCUGCACCCAUUCCCUCCCAUCCCCACCGUACGUGUCUGUCUGGUCCUCAAAUGCAACCAGGAAAGGCACCAUGGUGCCGAUUGGGUGCUGCACGUGCACCCAGGUCCCCGCUGUGAGCUCAGCUCCAGAGAAGAUGAAUUGGCUCAUCUCAGAAAGUCACCUGCAGUGCGGCGGGGAAAUCUUUGCUUUUCUCCCCAUGUGCUUUGGGCCGGGCCCGGCUCCCUUCUGGCUUAAACAGGUUCUGCUGCUCUAGAUGCUAAAAUGCCUCUGAACUUCAGAAUCCUGCCAAACCCCCCGGUUUGCAACAAGCUGGGUUGCAUCUGGAGCUGUGAAAUUGGGCAAUCUGGCUCUCGUCAUGGGUGUCAAACAAAAACCAGACCCCUGGCUGACCUAGUGGGACACCUCUCUGACAAUGGCCAGGAGCAGACAGGUACUGGCCAGAGCAGAUAGUAGAUACUCUGUGUGCUCUUUUGCAAUCCUAUGCCAUGAAUAACAUUUCUUCCUGACCCCCAGCUCUGAACCAGGAGGACUAAGAGUCCUGGAAUUUUUAUCCUAUGCUAGUGUGAUUGCAGAUGGUAAUGGUGGGACCCUGAGGUGCAGGUACCUCUGAGCAGCAAAGACAGACUUUUCAUGAGCAGCAUGGCCCACAAAGUUCAAUGGUUCUGCCUCUCAGCCCACAACAAGAUGGUGUCAUUGUAACAGGCCCAUUCAUCUAACAGAACCUCAGCACCAAAGUCUGGAUUCAGAUCUGGCUUUGAGCUGCACUCACACCUCUAUUGACACUAUACUGGCCUGAUCCCCUCUCGCUGACUCACGCCAGAGUACCCGAGAGCAGACCCAGGCUCACAGAGCGUAUAUGUAAUGGUGAUGAGUGCAGUACCACCCCGGGACCUGGCACGGUGCCCAGUGCUGCCAGCGGAGAGGCAGAAGGGGCCUGUGGGUCAGACGUUGGGCUCGGGUGCAACUGACUUCAGUUCCUGCGUCUGUCUCAGGUUUCCUGUGGGACUUUGCUCCAGUGUCCAGUCCCCCACCUUUGAAAGAGAGAGAGAACAUAUGGCCAGCACCUGGCACCUCUGUGUUCCCCCACCCUUUGUCUGCCAGAUUUAUUUAGACGAUAAAUGGUUUGGGGCAGGGCCUGUCUCUUGUUAUAGGUAGUCUACACUUGAAAUGCUACAACUGCAGCUGUGAUGCUGUUGUACUUCAGGGUAGACGCUGACUACAGCCACGGGAGGGGUUCUCCCGUCCGCGGAGAUACUCCACCACCCCGAGAGGUGGGGGCUAGGUCGACAGAAGAAUUCUAGCUCUGUUUAGGGGGUUAGCUCGGCUUAACUCAGGGGUGCGUUUCACACUGCUGAGCACCAUAGUUGGGCCUGGCCUCGGUGUAUGUACUGUACCUAGCGCAGUGCCUAGGAACCCCAGCCGUGGACCAGGGGCCAGAUGUUCAAAGGUGUUUAGACACCUAAAGAUGCAGAGGAGUUGGGCACCAUGUGCCCUUCUCUGAUGCGCUACUGGUUCUUGUCCCGCCCUCAUCCUCGUAGUAUCGUGCAGUAAGUGACCUGCCUAGCGGCGACUUUAGACACCUAAAUACUUUCUGCAGCUUUUGACCUCCGUUGUGCUAGACACUGAACAAAAACACAGGCCCUGCCCCCAUGGCAAGACCCCCAUUGACUGCAGCGGGUGUUGGAUCAGACCCAUAGCCCUCCAGGGGUGAGAGCAUAGUGUGUCAUCAAUGUCUGUUUCAUACGAGUGAAUGGGUGAAGGCAGGUGUGUGACAUUAAUUUCCUCUCUCGUUUGUCUUUUGCAGCUUAUGUAAACAAAUGAGAAGACCCCACCCUGUCCGAUCCCAGCCAUGAGUUUACUACACCACAGUCUAGCAUCCACCGGCUGCUCUGGGCAGAUUUUUUUUUUUUGGCAGGGGCGUGGGGAGAUGGGGCGCGUCCCCCACUCCCAAAGCAUCAACGUGCACCAAAAUCCCAGCGAGAAGAGUGAAAAGCGUCGCACCGCCUUUCACCUGCCUGAUCUACGCCCCAGGUUGGCCUCUCCGCCUCACUUCUCCUCCAGACCCCUCCCUCACAACUUUCUUCCUCUAUCCCACUCUGUUUGGCAGCAGAGAUGCCCCCCAGUCUCUCCUCUGUUUGGCAGCAGAGAUGGCCCCCGGUCUCUCCUCUGUUUGGAAGCAGAGGGAUGUCUGUUUUUUUUUUCUGCACAAAACCAGCAAUUGUAUAUACUUUUGAAGAAAAGAAAAAUGUAAAAAAAAAAAUCAAAAACAAAAAACCCGCACACGGAAAAAAAAUUAAAAAGAAAUAAUCCCCCCCCCCAAAAAAAGUUGAAAGGCAAAUAUGCAGGCGAAAGAAGCAAAAACCCACCAGUAUGCACUGAGAAAAUUUAUUUACAGAUCGAUCGACAAAAAAAAGUAACAAUAACCUAUUUAUUGUAUAUAAUGUUUUAUUAUAAAUCGUGUCUUGUAUAUUGCA